UGGUGCUGCUUCCUGUUUAGAGAAAGAUGUAGUGUAUUGUGUAUUGGAUGAUAAUUGAUUAUUUGAUAAACAGGUUAACACAUAUCAAAUCAAUGUCAUGGCAAAUAAGGCGACACGUUAUCAUUAUAUAUAUUUUGACGAUAUGAAAGGUUAAUAACUUCUGAGUGUACGACUGACUCAUCUGCUUUCAGCUCGAUGACAGAUCUGAUGUUUGACAGAUCGUCGUGUGUCGAGUGUAUGGACUGAAUAAUGUCGUUCGUAGCAACGAAUUCUAAUUUAAACCACAGUGAUCUUUUAAACGAGAACCGCAUAAAAAUGGAUGACCAUUGCAACACAGGAGAUUUGAUGGGGCCUCUGGGACUGCUGGUGCAAGCUGUUUUGGCCUUUCUAGCCUUCACUUCACUCAUAGUAAAAAGAUAUUGUGAGCCAAAAUAUGAACGUAGACCUUGGAAGAUCUGGGCUUUUGAUACAUCAAAACAGGCUUUAGGAGCUAUGGUCAUCCAUUUUGCCAACAUCCUCCUGGCAGAUAUUUUCCAAGGAGAUCCAUGUACAUGGUACUUUAUAAGUUUUAUGCUGGACUCCACCAUAGGGCUAUUUGUGGUAUACCUAGGUUUAAAAAUGACCCAAAUUAUUGUCAAAAAAUACAAUUACCAGUCACUCAAGUUUGGAGAAUAUGGCAGUCCUCCGGAGUGUAAUGCCUGGGUGGGACAGUGCGGACUGUAUAUCUUGGUCAUGAUCAUUGAAAAGUUCCUCAUGACCCUCCUGGUACAGUUUGACUUCUGGAAAGAUGUGAGGUCAUUUUUAAUGUCUCCUGUGAAGGACCCUCAUGUAGAGCUCAUCAUUGUCAUGUUCAUCAUACCACUGAUUGUUAAUGCAUUUAUAUUCUGGGUUGUUGACAACUUCCUGAAGAGAGAAAUGAAAGGGACAAAAAGAAUUUAUGUAAGUGACAAUGACCCUUCCGUCAAGUUCUACAAAAUGACGGAACAGGUGCGCUGUUACAAUCGAAUAGAAAAAGCUGAGGACUUUAUAGAAUCAGAUCUGCUUGUGUCGACAGAUGAAGAAGGAGAUGCCAGGCGCAGACUGGAUGGGACGGAACGUCUUAUCGCAUAGGGCAGUCACAGAAACAUCAUUCAUCACUGCUUUUUGUAAUGUGAUACAGCAUGCCUUCACGCCAAUCCUGACUGAUUCACCUUCUGUAGUCACGCCCCUAAAGCUAUUUUUUCAAAAAGUUGGCAUUGUUCUCCUAUGAGAGGUGAAAUAAAUGUGAUACCAAAGGUUUACUGAAGCUUACAGACCAGAAUUCAAACUGUUUGCCAGCUAAACAUGGAUCACCCGACACGGAUGUUCAUAAUGGAUACAGCUUUACUGGAAUUACAAAGCCUUCCCCAUGUAAAAUUGUUUUGUUUACUGUAAAUAGCUUUAGAGUGGUCCACUGUAAAGGUUCUAUAGGCUGAAAGGUUUAACAUUAUACAGGUACUAUAUCACAGGUUCCACAAUACAAAGGUUCUAUAUCAAGCAGGUUCUGUGUUAUACAGGUCUUUUGUUAAAGUAGUCUGUUAUACUAACUUUCUAGUUCUGUGUUAAACAAGUUCUAACAGAGAUACAGUUAAUAUUGCACAAGUAGAACUUGACAAGGCCAGUGAUAAAUCUACAUGCGAGUCCCAAGUCCUGUACUCACAGAAUUUCUGGAAUUAGUUAAAUUUAACAUUGUGGGACUCAUUGUUUUUAGCAAUACAGUUGAAAAUAAAUUGUAAAUGGAUCACUGCUGAAGGUCAUAAAAAAUCAAAGCAAUUCGGGGGAUCAUAGAAAUCUCUGUGUGUUUGAUCUUUUUGAGAUCAGAUUUGUCAAGAGUUUCCCUACAAUAAACAAUAUCUACACAUUUAUUUGAAGACUACAUGAAGCAGUCAGUCACCAGCGUCAUUUGUGUUACUCCUGAUGCCAAGAGUUGAGCCAACACUUAUCAGCACUAUAAGUAAUGUAAACUGUCAAAUUAUCACAAGUUUUGGAAGGAUGAUAUAGAGUGGGGACCAGAUCUGUAUUUGACUCACCAGUGUAAGACACAUGCUGAUCAAAUUACUGUAAUUCAUAUCGAGAAACUUAAGUUUGACUUGUACAGAUUUACUGAAAAUGUAUUUUUCUUGUGGUUUAUUUACACAUAAUUGAGAAAAAAUGUUUUUAUUGCUUUUUGAAUGAUUUUUAAACUCGAGGUAAACCAGUCCCAAUUUUGAGAUGUAUGGAGACAUGCUCUAACAUUAGGUUUUAAUAUUGUGUAAGAUACCGUAUAUGUGCUUCAAAAAAUCCAUUAGACAUUUUCAUUCUGAUAAGUCCUGUAACAAAUUACAUGUCUUUGUCAAAACAAAAAAGCAUUUUGCACACUCAAAAUCAAUAUAAUAAAUCCUGCAGAUCUCGUCAUUAAAACCUGAAAUAAAUCUGGAUAGCUAUCAUACCACAUCAUAGUUUGUGAUUGUAUGGCCUCUGCAUUAGUGCAGCUAAUUGAGCAAUCAUGUCAAAUGUGUUCAGAAUCAGGUCUAUUUAACAGUGUCUGUGUCAUUACAAAUUUCCCCAUUACCAGUAUCUACAAAAAUACACAUUUUUUGUUUUACAAUA
Molecule: messenger RNA, 2607 nt
Organism: Mizuhopecten yessoensis (Yesso scallop)
Lineage: Eukaryota; Metazoa; Mollusca; Bivalvia; Pectinida; Pectinidae
Product: store-operated calcium entry regulator STIMATE-like
Exons: 7
Coding region: 250-1110 (286 amino acids)
Cellular component (GO): membrane
Source: RefSeq, a predicted model, not a curated record